Molecule: messenger RNA, 561 nt
Organism: Durusdinium trenchii
Lineage: Eukaryota; Dinophyceae; Suessiales; Symbiodiniaceae
Source: the annotation of a GenBank genome assembly
AUGGAGCACUACAAGGAUGCUUGCCACUCCUUCGGGGUGAAUCACUACCUCCUCUGGGGCGCGGGCAUUCCGCUGGAAGGCUUAGUGCUGUGGUUGGCCGGGCGCGAUCCCUGGUCCUUCUGGUCCGACGCCUGGCUCCUCCCCGUGUGGAUGGUGAGGCUGGGCUUGUUGGAUGUGUUGCUCUGGAACGUUCCUCCGCAGAUCCUGGUGGGGGACGCCCUUUGGUUUUCGGUGAUUGCAGUCAUGUGCCGUGUGCACUCAUUGGUUUUAUGGAUCUUAGUGGCUUUCGAAGUGGCCUCUCUCAUUUUAGCACUCGGCGAAGGUGGAUUUGUGGACAUCUUCGCCUUUGAUCACGUGCGAUAUGGCAUGUAUAGUGUGGCCAUGCUCAUCAUCAUGGCCGGGGCCUACUUUUUGGACGAGCAAACGCGGCUUCAGUCCUUUGGCCAGGUCAUGUCCUUGCAGGAUCAAAACGCCGCCUUGGCGGAGAUGAUGCUGCGAUGGAAGGUAAGAGGAGGGAGUUUUUCUGUUCAAUUUUGGGCGGAAACAAAGAGCAGCUCUUGA